UUCAGCUGACUGUCAUCAUGGCUGCUGAAGUUUGUACUAAUAUUCCGGCGCCUGGUUUUAAAUUUGAUAAUUGUUUUAGGAAUUCUCUUUUGGGGUCAAAAGGCUUUCCUGCUCCAAAAACUACUAAGACAGGAACUACAAUUGUUGGAAUCAUUUACAAGGAUGGCGUCAUUUUGGGAGCUGAUACUAGAGCAACGAGCGAUUCUACGAUUGCUGAUAAAAAUUGUGCAAAAAUUCAUUACUUAGCUCCAAAUAUGUACUGUUGUGGUGCUGGAACUGCUGCAGAUACAGAUAUGACGACUAACAUGAUCUCUUCUCAACUAGAAUUACAUCGCUUGGCGACCGAUCGAGUGGUUCCUGUGUGUACUGCAAAUCGUUUGUUGAAGCAGUAUCUUUUUAGGUAUCAGGGUUACAUUGGUGCAGCCUUAAUUCUUGGAGGUGUGGAUACGAAUGGCGCGCAUCUCUUUUCCCUGGCACCUCAUGGAUCUACUAUGAAAUUGCCUUACGUUACGAUGGGAUCUGGAUCUCUGGCUGCUAUGGCUGUUUUCGAAAGAGGAUGGAAACCAAAUCUAACUAAAGAAGAAGGGCAGCAGUUGGUUAGAGAUGCAGUCGCUGGAGGUGUGUUUCAUGAUUUAGGCUCCGGGAGCAACAUUGACAUGUGCAUCAUUACUCGAGAAGGAGCCGAAUACAUCAGACCCUAUGAUGUAGCAAAUCAGAAAGGGCAAAGGCAAGGGUCCUAUCGAUACAAACGUGGAGCAACUGCUGUAUUGUCAUCGGUAACUGUGCCCUUGGAAGUUGUCGAAACCACAGUACGGACAACUGAAGAAGCUAUGGAACUUUAAAAGAAAAAUUCACUCAUAAUGGAAAUUCUGAUUUUUUAAUUUUGAAAUUUGCUAAUAAAUAAAUUCAUUCAGUU
Uloborus diversus is the source of this 916-nucleotide messenger RNA. It is a transcript of the gene Prosbeta2, whose product is annotated as proteasome subunit beta type-7-like. Gene Ontology annotation, molecular function: threonine-type endopeptidase activity. The transcript has 7 exons. The record is from RefSeq and is a predicted model, not a curated record. Bases 18 to 842 code for a protein of 274 amino acids. Gene Ontology annotation, cellular component: proteasome core complex. Lineage: Eukaryota; Metazoa; Arthropoda; Arachnida; Araneae; Uloboridae.